This is a messenger RNA of Sclerotinia sclerotiorum 1980 UF-70, 354 nucleotides long. RefSeq lists its product as hypothetical. The record is from RefSeq and is a predicted model, not a curated record. NCBI's taxonomy places the organism in Eukaryota, Fungi, Ascomycota, Leotiomycetes, Helotiales, Sclerotiniaceae. The coding region runs from base 1 to 354 and encodes 117 amino acids. The transcript has a single exon.
AUGCGUUUUAAUUGUGUUUAUAAUUUUCAAAGAGCUUUUUAUGAAGAUCCCAAGUUUAUUGAAGAGUGGUUUCGAUUGGUAUCGAAUAUACAGGCGAAAUAUGGUAUUCAAGAUUGCGAUUUCUACAAUUUCGACGAAACCAGCUUUAUAAUGGGUAUAAUAUGCCUUGGAAUGAUUGUAACUAGUACUGAACGAAAUAGCAGAAGCAAGACAAUACAAUCAGGCAAUCGAGAGUGGGCCACAGCAAUUAUAUAUAGCAAUAAAGAGAGUGAAACUAUACCUCCAUUUCUGGUAGUUCAAGGACAAACUCAUCUUUCCAAUUGGUAUACCGAAACCAAUUUUCCUGCGGAUUAA